CGGACAAUGGACGUUCUCUGACAUCAUCACACACACCUGUCCUCCAGCUGGGCCCAGCCGUGGCUCCAGAACCCUGCCGCCGUGCUGCACCUGUCUGCCGUUGCCAUGGAGACGGUGUUAGACUUGCUGAAGGGCGGACCCCAUUGGACUCCUCUGCGUCCUCUGCGUCCCCUGCGGGACUGGACAGCGCCGCCCAGUUUGGACAGCGACCACAGCUACAUAAGAAGACCGACCAGCAGCUCUCCAGGUUUUCUUCAGGUUCAUCACAAGCUGCGGUCCAAUGACAGUACCUGGAGUCUGUGGUUGCCAAGGGAACGAGUCUUGCCACUAAAUUUAUGUUCAGCCAAUGGGAUGAGUGCUGCCCUGCCUGGUAACCAAUCAGCUGUGCUCUCAGAGUUUCACAGCACAAAUGUGAAGCUCAGUAAACGAGUGUCGCAGAUCAGAAUACGGCGUGCGUCGCCGCGGGAGACGCCUCUAACGCCAAUGGGACUGCCCAAAGCGAAACGUUUGAAGAAGAAGGAGUUCAGCCUGGAGGAGAUCUACACCAACAAGAACUACGAGGCCCCGCCCAACAUCAGGAGCCUGGAAACCAUAUUUGAGGAGCCUCGGGAGAAGGAUGGAUCGCUGAUCCUGAUUGGCCAGCAGAAGCGUCGCCGACUCCUCCUCUUCCCUGACUUCACUCAGCCGAGGAAGAGGAAGAAGCCCCAAGGUCCACCAUGAACCCAACACCUCUGGUCCUUCACCAGCAUCAGCUGCUGAUCUGUUUCCUGUUUCCUCCAGGGAUGGGUUCCUGCUUCUUUGGUGCCCAGAAAACGAGCCGCAGUGCGGCGACACGUCCACGGCAGCGGGCUGGACGACGGCAGCGACCUGGACGUGAUGCUGGUGGAGCGCCUGAGCGAGCUCGAUGACUUCCUGACUCAGCAGGGCCUGGACGUGUGACAUCAUUUCCUGACAGCUGACUAAAUGGACACACCAAUGGAGACGUGUGUGCAGAGCCUGAGCCUUGGAUCCGGCAACACAAACUCCGGGAAGCUCCGCCCCCUACAGAUACACCUGUGGACAAAAACCUCAUCCAGCUGCCGGUCUCUGCAGUGCCCUGGAGUACUCUGUAGUACUCUGUGGUACUCUGUAGUACUCUGUGGUACUCUGUAGUACUCUGUGGUACUCUGUAGUACUCUGUGGUACUCUGUAGUGUGGUACCCUUUAGUACUCUGUGGUACUCUGUGGUACCCUGUAGUACUCUGUGGUACUCUGUAGUGUGGUACCCUUUAGUACUCUGUAGUACUCUGUAGUACCCUGUAGUACUGUGGUACCCUGUAGUACUAUGUGGUACCCUGUAGUACUCUGUAGUACCCUGUAGUACUCUGUGGUACCCUGUAGUACUCUGUAGUACCCUGUAGUACUCUGUAGUACCCUGUAGUACUCUGUGGUACCCUGUAGUACUCUGUAGUACCCUGUAGUACUCUGUAGUACCCUGUAGUACUCUGUGGUACCCUGUAGUACUCUGUGGUACCCUGUAGUACUCGAUGUGGUACCCUGUAGUACUCUGUGGUACCCUGUAGUACUCUGUGGUACCCUGUAGUACUCUGUGGUACCCUGUAGUACUCGAUGUGGUACCCUGUAGUACUCUGUGGUACCCUGUAGUACUCUGUGGUACCCUGUAGUACUCUGUGGUACCCUGUAGUACUCUGUGGUACCCUGUAGUACUCUGUGGUACCCUGUAGUACUCUGUGGUACCCUGUAGUACUCUGGAGUGUUGUGAACUGUGAUGCUUAUUUCUGAUGAAAACUGUAUUUUUGGACAAUAAAGUAAUUUCUUCUCUGAAA
This is a messenger RNA of Poeciliopsis prolifica (blackstripe livebearer), 1826 nucleotides long. Its product is annotated as protein PRR14L. The coding region runs from base 106 to 720 and encodes 204 amino acids. The record is from RefSeq and is a predicted model, not a curated record. The transcript has 6 exons. NCBI's taxonomy places the organism in Eukaryota, Metazoa, Chordata, Actinopteri, Cyprinodontiformes, Poeciliidae.